AUGACGGUGAGCGGGUUCGACAAAGGAGAGGAGCGCGGGCCGGCGUCAUGCAGCGGCACAUACCACGACGACAUGGAAUUUGUGAUGACGGUGUCUACCAAGCUCUACACGAGCGGGGGCCUGUGCGGCAUCAUGUUCCGCAUCACGAGCACGGAGACCGGGCGCAGCACGAUGGCCGAGGUCGUGGAUGAGUGCCACGACUGCCGCGACGACCAGGUGGGAGCGCCGGCCGGCGUGUGGGGACGCCUCGGGCUCGACACCAAUACAUACGAGUACAAUACACAUUUCCUCUUCUCUCUCACAGAAAGAAAGGCGACCCCCGAGGCCAUGGUCUCCUCCUUCGUUAGCAACUCCGACGAAGAAGGGAGCAGGAAUCCUUGA
Molecule: messenger RNA, 381 nt
Organism: Aegilops tauschii subsp. strangulata
Lineage: Eukaryota; Viridiplantae; Streptophyta; Magnoliopsida; Poales; Poaceae
Product: putative ripening-related protein 6
Source: RefSeq, a predicted model, not a curated record